CCACCCCCAAGCCCAGCCCCGGGGCUCCCACCCUUGUGUACCUGGGCGGUUCCAUUCCCGGGAGUGUGCAGGGGGGUAGAAUGACCCAGAGAGCCACCGCUCACCAGGUCAGUUGUCCCCGGGAAGCCGAAGGCAUGAGCUUCGCCCAAGUUCUUUUUAUGGGUUAGAACUCCUCCAGAGCGGGGAAAAAGAACUUGGAAUAGGGGCGGGACGGAGCACGCACCCUUCUCCGCCUUGGUUCUCGCCGCGCCCCCUACUCUCGGGAUACUUGGGAGGGGACGCGCGGGCACCGUCGCUGCUAGACGGCCGCGAUGGCGCCGGCGGCCGGCGCGUGUGCUGGGGCGCCUGACUCCCACCCAGCUACCGUGGUCUUCGUGUGUCUCUUUCUCAUCAUUUUCUGCCCAGACCCUGCCAGUGCCAUCCAGGUGACUGUGUCUGACCCCUACCACGUAGUGAUCCUGUUCCAGCCAGUGACCCUGCCCUGCACCUAUCAGAUGAGCAACACUCUCACAGUCCCCAUCGUGAUCUGGAAGUACAAGUCAUUCUGCCGGGACCGUAUUGCCGAUGCCUUCUCUCCUGCCAGUGUGGACAACCAGCUAAAUGCCCAGUUGGCAGCUGGCAACCCCGGCUACAACCCCUAUGUGGAGUGCCAGGACAGUGUACGCACUGUCAGGGUGGUGGCCACCAAACAGGGCAAUGCGGUGACCCUGGGAGACUACUACCAAGGCAGGAGGAUCACCAUAACAGGAAAUGCUGACCUGACCUUCGAGCAGACAGCCUGGGGAGACAGUGGAGUGUAUUACUGCUCUGUGGUCUCGGCCCAAGAUCUGGAUGGAAACAACGAGGCGUACGCAGAGCUCAUCGUCCUUGAUUGGCUCUUUGUGGUCGUGGUCUGCCUGGCGAGCCUCCUCCUCUUCCUCCUCCUGGGCAUCUGCUGGUGCCAGUGCUGUCCUCACACCUGCUGCUGCUAUGUCCGAUGUCCCUGCUGCCCAGACAAGUGCUGUUGCCCUGAGGCUCUUUAUGCUGCUGGCAAAGCAGCCACCUCAGGUGUCCCGAGCAUCUAUGCCCCCAGCAUCUAUACCCACCUCUCACCUGCCAAGACCCCACCACCUCCGCCUGCCAUGAUUCCCAUGGGCCCUCCCUAUGGGUACCCUGGAGACUUUGACAGACAUAGCUCAGUUGGUGGCCACAGCUCCCAAGUACCCCUGCUGCGUGACGUGGAUGGCAGUGUAUCUUCAGAAGUACGAAGUGGCUACAGGAUCCAGGCUAACCAGCAAGAUGACUCCAUGAGGGUCCUAUACUAUAUGGAGAAAGAGCUAGCCAACUUUGACCCUUCCCGACCUGGCCCUCCCAAUGGCAGAGUGGAACGGGCCAUGAGUGAAGUAACCUCCCUCCAUGAAGAUGACUGGCGAUCGAGGCCUUCCAGGGCUCCUGCCCUCACCCCCAUCAGGGAUGAGGAGUGGAAUCGCCACUCCCCACAGAGUCCCAGAACAUGGGAGCAGGAACCCCUUCAAGAACAACCAAGGGGUGGUUGGGGGUCUGGACGGCCUCGGGCCCGCUCUGUGGAUGCUCUAGAUGAUAUCAACCGGCCUGGCUCCACUGAAUCAGGACGGUCUUCUCCCCCAAGUAGUGGACGGAGAGGACGAGCCUAUGCACCUCCAAGAAGUCGCAGCCGGGAUGACCUCUAUGACCCGGACGAUCCUAGGGACUUGCCACAUUCCCGAGAUCCCCACUAUUAUGACGACAUCAGGUCUAGAGAUCCACGUGCUGACCCCAGAUCCCGUCAGCGAUCCCGAGAUCCUCGGGAUGCUGGCUUCAGGUCAAGGGACCCUCAGUAUGAUGGGCGACUAUUAGAAGAGGCUUUAAAGAAAAAGGGGUCGGGCGAGAGAAGGAGGGUUUACAGGGAGGAAGAAGAGGAAGAGGAGGGCCAAUACCCCCCAGCACCUCCACCUUACUCAGAGACUGACUCGCAGGCCUCACGGGAGAGGAGGCUGAAAAAGAAUUUGGCCCUGAGUCGGGAAAGUUUAGUCGUCUGAUCCACGUUUUGUAUGUAGCUUUUGUACUUUUUUUUUUAAUUGGAAUCAAUAUUGAUGAAACUUCAAGCCUAAUAAAAUGUCUAAUCACAA
Molecule: messenger RNA, 2126 nt
Organism: Rattus norvegicus (Norway rat)
Lineage: Eukaryota; Metazoa; Chordata; Mammalia; Rodentia; Muridae
Source: RefSeq, a predicted model, not a curated record